This is a messenger RNA of Lepus europaeus (European hare), 2831 nucleotides long. RefSeq names its product EBF family member 4 (gene EBF4). The transcript is spliced from 18 exons. Lineage: Eukaryota; Metazoa; Chordata; Mammalia; Lagomorpha; Leporidae. Gene Ontology annotation, biological process: regulation of transcription by RNA polymerase II. The record is from RefSeq and is a predicted model, not a curated record. The coding region runs from base 1 to 2118 and encodes 705 amino acids. Gene Ontology annotation, molecular function: RNA polymerase II cis-regulatory region sequence-specific DNA binding; DNA-binding transcription factor activity, RNA polymerase II-specific.
AUGGCCCGGGCCCGCGGCCAGGCCCCGGGGAGCGGCGCGCGGCGGCGGCCGCGGCGGGGCGGCGCGGGAGCCGGGCCCCGGGGGGAGUCGGCCGGGCUGCUGCUGCUGCUGCUCCAGGUGCUGCCGCCCGGGGCUGCCGCAGGGCCGGGGCGCCGGGGCACGCGGGGCGCCGGCGGCGGCGUCUGCUGGCCCGGCGCUGCCCCUGUCUUUCCCCGGGACGCGCGGCUGCUGCUGCUCCUGCCGCCGCCGCCGCCGCUGCCGCCGCUGUCGCCGCCGCCGCCGCCGCCGCCGCGCUCCGCGCCCGCAGCCUCCGCCUCCCGGAUGGAUGCUCUGGCCCGCGGCGGGCUGAGCCUGAAGGAGGAGCCGCUGCUGCCCGCCAGCCUGGGCUCGGUGCGCUCCUGGAUGCAGGGUGCGGGCAUCUUGGACGCCAGCACCGCGGCGCAGAGUGGCGUGGGCCUGGCACGAGCCCAUUUUGAGAAGCAGCCUCCCUCCAACCUCAGGAAAUCCAACUUCUUCCACUUCGUGCUGGCCAUGUACGACCGGCAGGGGCAGCCCGUGGAGGUGGAGCGCACAGCCUUCGUCGACUUUGUGGAAAAGGAGCGAGAGCCGGGAGCCGAAAAGACCAAUAAUGGGAUCCAUUAUCGCCUCCGACUGGUGUACAACAACGGACUUCGGACAGAGCAGGACCUCUACGUGCGUCUCAUCGACUCCAUGUCCAAGCAGGCCAUCAUCUAUGAGGGGCAGGACAAGAACCCCGAAAUGUGCCGGGUGCUGCUCACCCACGAGAUCAUGUGCAGCCGGUGCUGUGACCGGAAGAGCUGUGGCAACCGGAACGAGACCCCCUCGGACCCCGUCAUCAUUGACAGGUUCUUCCUGAAGUUCUUCCUCAAAUGCAACCAGAACUGCCUGAAGAAUGCGGGGAACCCCCGGGACAUGCGCCGCUUCCAGGUGGUGGUGUCCACGACUGUGAGCGUAGACGGCCACGUCCUGGCCGUGUCCGACAACAUGUUUGUGCACAACAACUCGAAGCACGGCCGCAGGGCCCGCCGCCUGGACCCUUCUGAAGCUGCCACCCCUUGCAUCAAGGCCAUUAGCCCUGGGGAGGGCUGGACCACAGGCGGCGCCACUGUCAUCGUCAUCGGCGACAACUUUUUCGACGGGUUGCAGGUCGUUUUCGGAAAUGUGCUUGUAUGGAGCGAGCUCAUCACACCCCAUGCCAUCCGGGUGCAGACACCCCCACGACACAUCCCCGGGGUGGUGGAGGUAACCCUCUCCUACAAGUCCAAGCAGUUUUGCAAGGGAGCCCCUGGCCGGUUUGUGUACACAGCCCUGAAUGAGCCCACCAUCGACUACGGAUUCCAGAGGCUGCAGAAGGUCAUCCCCAGACACCCCGGAGACCCCGAGAGACUGCCCAAGGAAGUGCUUUUGAAGCGGGCGGCCGACCUAGCUGAGGCUCUGUACGGAGUGCCCAGCAGUAACCAGGAGCUCCUCCUGAAGCGCGCAGCCGACGUGGCCGAAGCCCUGUACAGCGCCCCCCGCGCGCCCGCGCCUCUCGGCUCCCUGGCCCCGAGCCACCCGCACCCCGCCGUCGUGGGCAUCAACGCAUUCAGCAGCCCGCUGGCCAUCGCCGUGGGGGACGCCACGCCGGGAGCCGAGGCGGGCUACGCGCGCAGUUGCAGCAGUGCGUCGCCGCGCGGGUUCGCGCCCAGCCCCGGCUCGCAACAGAGCAGCUACGGCAGUGGCCUUGGAACUGGCCUUGGCGGCUAUGGCGCGCCAGGCAUGGCUAGCCUCGGUGUGCCCGGGUCCCCCAGCUUCCUCAACGGCUCCACGGCCACGUCGCCCUUCGCCAUCAUGCCCUCUAGCCCCCCGCUGGCGGCUGCCUCCUCCAUGUCCCUCCCGGCCGCUGCCCCCACCACCAGCGUCUUCUCCUUCUCGCCUGUCAACAUGAUCUCCGCCGUCAAACAGAGGAGCGCCUUCGCCCCCGUGCUGCGCCCACCCAGCUCCCCACCCCAGGCCUGCCCCAGAGCCCACGGAGAGGGGCUUCCAGACCAGUCUUUUGAGGAUUCUGACAAGUUCCACUCUCCAGCCCGGGGGCUCCAGGGCCUGGCAUACUCCUAACUACGGUUUGCAGGUGUUGCCCCCCCGGAGCCCGGACUGGACGUCCCUCUGGGAUUCACACCCACACCGUGAACGGCAGCACAGAUACAGGGUCAUGGCUGCAGCAGACCUCAACCCACGGGGUGAAGGGGGAGGGGGGAGCCCUUCCUCCCUGCCCUCAAGGUCCCCGUGACCCCACAAGCGGCUCUCGCCUCCCUUUCUCGGGGCUAGUCCGAAGCCCCAGCACUGUGCCGAUGCUCUGGAUGGGAGAGCACCUGGGGAGGCGCUGGGCUGUGAGUCCGCGGGCGCUGGGUCGGCUCCAGCCCCCAUGAGAUGGCUCGUGUACAGACCAGGGAUGUCAGUGAGGGGGGCACAGGAUGGGGACAGCUCAGGGAGAGGCGACCUGGAAAGGUCCUGUUUCCAUCUGACCCAUCUCCACUGGCCAAGCAUCCCGACUGCCCUCUGGCUAAGACUCGGUGCCCAGGCUCCCAUGGAGCUUCUGACGGCCACUUGGGUCCCGUGACUGUCCCUACUUCCCUCAUGUCCUGCACAUUCAUGCUCACCAUGUCAUGCCUCCCUGGGGGCUUUGGGCAUGGAGGAUGCAGAAGCGGGGGUGUCAGCCCUACUGGAUUUGGGAUCUCAUGGACUCUGGCUGGCACCAUGGACUGGGCCCAGCUGCCCCCCAAGCGGCCUCACACUCUGCUAAGUUUGGGGAAAACAACAAUAAAGCAGCU